This is a messenger RNA of Octopus sinensis (East Asian common octopus), 535 nucleotides long. RefSeq lists its product as uncharacterized. The transcript has 5 exons. The coding region runs from base 92 to 493 and encodes 133 amino acids. The record is from RefSeq and is a predicted model, not a curated record. NCBI's taxonomy places the organism in Eukaryota, Metazoa, Mollusca, Cephalopoda, Octopoda, Octopodidae.
UCCAGUAAAUACAUAUAAGUAAUGGCAGGGCUACUUAAAGAAAGAUACAGAAAAGAAGUGACAGUAUCGAGGCAGAUAUCCUGUUGCCAACAUGCAUUUCUCGUCCGCUCUAACCAUUUGUGCCUUCAUUUGCUUACUGGCCCAUGCAGUAAGUGGCAGGUAUUUUACUGAUGUCUUGGAAAGGAACAAAGAAAAGGAAUGUACCGUAUCCUACGAUUGCCCCAAUCCGCGUGAAGUAUGUGUUGGACAGCUUUGUAGGAAAAAUCUCCCUUGUAAUAAGGACAACGACUGCUUUUUCUACGCUGCUGCAGAUAUUGCCAAUGGGUCACCCCACCCGAAAUGCUAUAAAGUGUUAGAGGAAUAUAUAGUACCCAUUGGUUAUGGUAUUUGCGUGGUUUCUGAAAAAGUUGGACAAGUGGGAGCCGUUCAAAGACUGAGUGGAAGUGACACUGACCAUCUUGAUUUUCAUCACCCCCUACUGCCACAUAAGUAAAAAUAUUUCUCUCAACAGAGAAAUAUUUGAAAUAUGCGGAAG